Messenger RNA from Rotaria sp. Silwood1, 210 nucleotides. The record is from the annotation of a GenBank genome assembly. Lineage: Eukaryota; Metazoa; Rotifera; Eurotatoria; Philodinida; Philodinidae.
AUGGAUCAAGAACGUGUGUUUUCGUAUUUGAUUGAUUCCGAUUUACCUAAUGGACUUGAACAAAGAAAUGUUAUUAUUCAAAGAGAUCGUUAUGGAUAUGGUCUAACAGUUUCAGGCGAUAAUCCUGUUUUUGUAUUAAGUGUACGAGAAGGUGGUGCUGCUCAUCGAGCUGGAAUUAAUACGAAUGAUCAAAUAAUAAAGGUAAAAUGA